GCUGAAGUUGCUACGGCUUCUCCACUCCACAGCUGGCCAUCUGGCUACACCUGGCUGCCAUGUGGGAGCUUGUGAGUCUCUUGCUGCUCCUCCUGGCCUAUUUCUUUUGGUCCAAGUCAAAGACACCUAAUGCCAAGUUCCCUAGGAGCCUUCCAUUCCUGCCCCUGGUGGGCAGUCUGCCGUUUCUCCCCAGACGUGGUCAUAUGCAUGUCAACUUCUUCAAGCUGCAGGAAAAGUAUGGUCCCAUCUAUUCUCUUCGCCUUGGUACCACACCUACGGUGAUCAUCGGUCAUUAUCAGCUGGCCAGAGAAGUGCUCAUCAAGAAGGGAAAAGAAUUCUCUGGUCGGCCUCAAAUGGUGACUCUAGGCCUCCUGUCGGACCAAGGAAAAGGUGUCGCCUUUGCUGAUGCUGGUAGCUCCUGGAAGCUGCACCGGAAGCUGAUGUUCAGCACCUUUACCCUGCUCAAGGAUGACCAGAAACUGGAGAAAUUAAUAUGUCAGGAAGCGAACUCACUGUGUGACUUGAUGCUUACGCUCAACGGGGAGUCCAUAGAUCUGACGAUACCCAUCUUCAAGUCAAUAAUCAACAUCAUCUGUGCCAUCUGCUUCAAUAUCUCUUAUGAGAAAAAGGAUCCGAAACUGACCACCAUACAGACCUUUACAGAGGGUAUUCUGCAUGCCCUGGACAACUCCAGUCUGGUGGACAUAUUCCCCUGGUUGACGAUUUUUCCCAAUAAAUCCUUGGAAAUGAUAAAGGGAUAUGUUAAAAUUCGAGACAAAACGCUGAUUGAAAUGUUUGAAAACUGCAAGGAAAAAUUCAACAGUGAAUCUCUCUCCAGCUUGACAGACAUUCUGAUACAAGCCAAGAUGAAUGCAGACAAUAAUAACACCGGUGAGGGCCAAGACCCAGAUGUUUUCUCAGACAGGCACAUCCUCGCCACGGUGGAAGACAUGUUUGGGGCGGGCAUAGAGACAACCACCUCUGUGCUGAGGUGGAUCCUGGCUUUCCUGGUGCACAAUCCUGAGGUGAAGAAGAAGAUCCAAAAGGAGAUUGACCAGUACAUAGGCUUCAGUCGAACACCAACUUUCAAUGACCGGACUCACCUCCUCAUGCUGGAGGCCACUAUCCGUGAAGUGCUUCGUAUCAGGCCGGUGGCCCCCAUACUCAUCCCCCACAAGGCUAACAUUGACUCCAGCAUUGGAGACUUUACCAUCCCUAAGGACACACACGUGGUUGUCAAUCUCUGGGCACUGCAUCACGAUGAGAACGAAUGGGACCGGCCAGAUCAGUUCAUGCCUGAGCGCUUCUUAGAUCCAACAGGAAGCCAUCUCAUUAUACCCACGCCAAGUUACUUGCCCUUCGGAGCUGGUCCCCGAUCCUGCAUCGGAGAGGCAUUGGCCCGUCAGGAGCUCUUCGUCUUCAUGGCCUCGAUCCUGCAGAGGUUUGACCUUGAUGUGUCGGAUGAUAAACAGCUGCCCUGUCUGGUGGGUGACCCCAAGGUGGUCUUUCUGAUUCACCCUUUCAAAGUGAAGAUCACGGUGCGCCAGGCAUGGAAGGAUGCACAGGCCAAGCAUGCAGAUGGCAGAGAAGUCCCACAAGCCUGGUAACACUCCAGUGAAGACUGACAGAUAAGUGAGAAUCUCAGACUCGUUAAUGCUCAGGAGUCAACGAUGCUGGAGAUGUUAUAACAGAAUGGGACAGAAGAGAGCGGCCACUGGAAACCAAGAGUCAUGGGGAUGAGGGUGUAGGGGAAAGUUGAGACCAGACCACAUCGAGCUGAAGAGAGAGGUUAAAUGGGAGACUACCCCUUCCCUCUCCUUGCUCUCUCUGAGCUGGCUGCUGAAAGCGAGCCAGACUUCACUCAGGCCAAGGCAGAGGGAGCAGGAUUGGAUGGAGAAGUCAAGUACUUCACAUCUGCUCAGAAUGUGAAAGACACUUUAUGAACUAGCAAUGAAAAGAUAAAUAAGCAGAAAAAUCUGUGUUUUCCAUAAUGGU
Molecule: messenger RNA, 1995 nt
Organism: Mastomys coucha (southern multimammate mouse)
Lineage: Eukaryota; Metazoa; Chordata; Mammalia; Rodentia; Muridae
Product: steroid 17-alpha-hydroxylase/17,20 lyase
Exons: 9
Coding region: 60-1607 (515 amino acids)
Biological process (GO): hormone biosynthetic process; progesterone metabolic process
Molecular function (GO): iron ion binding; steroid 17-alpha-monooxygenase activity; heme binding
Source: RefSeq, a predicted model, not a curated record